CUCACCAUGACCAAGUCGUACAGCGAGAGCGGGCUGAUGGGCGAGCCCCAGCCCCAGGGUCCCCCGAGCUGGACGGACGAGUGCCUCAGCUCGCAGGACGAGGAGCACGAGGUGGACAAGAAGGAGGAGGACCUGGAGGGUCUGCACGCCGAGGAGGACUCGCUGCGGAACGGCGAGGAGGAGGACGAGGAGGACGACUUGGACGAAGAGGAGGAAGAAGAGGAGGAGGAGGAGGAGGACGACCAGAAGCCCAAGAGGCGGGGCCCCAAGAAGAAGAAGAUGACCAAGGCGCGCAUGGAGCGGUUCAAGCUGCGGCGCAUGAAGGCCAACGCCCGGGAGCGCAACCGCAUGCACGGCCUGAACGCGGCCCUGGACAACCUGCGGAAGGUGGUGCCCUGCUACUCCAAGACGCAGAAGCUCUCCAAGAUCGAGACCCUGCGCCUGGCCAAGAACUACAUCUGGGCGCUCUCCGAGAUCCUGCGCUCGGGCAAGAGCCCCGACCUGGUCUCCUUCGUGCAGACCCUCUGCAAGGGCCUGUCGCAGCCCACCACCAACCUGGUGGCCGGCUGCCUGCAGCUCAACCCGCGGACUUUCCUCCCCGAGCAGAGCCAGGAGGUGCCGCCCCACGUGGCGGCGGCGGCGGGCGCGCCCUUCCCGGCCCACCCGUACCCCUACCAGUCGCCGGGUCUGCCCAGCCCGCCCUACGGCACCAUGGACAGCUCCCACCUCUUCCACCUCAAGCCGCCGCACGCCUACGGCGCCGCGCUCGAGCCCUUCUUCGAGAGCGGCCUGGCGGAGGGCGCCAGCCCCGCCUUCGACGGGCCGCUCAGCCCGCCCCUCAGCGUCAACGGCAACUUCUCCUUCAAGCACGAGCCGGCCGCCGACUUCGACAAGAGCUACGCCUUCACCAUGCACUACCCCGCCGCCGCCGCCGCCGCCGCCGCCGCCGCCGCGCUGGCCGCCGCGCCCGCCCACGCCGCCAUCUUCCCGGCCGCCGCCGCCGCCGCCUCCCGCUGCGAGAUCCCGGUCGACGGCCUGGCGCCCUACGAGGGCCACCCCCACCACGAGCGGGUCCUCAGCGCCCAGCUCAACGCCAUCUUCCACGACUGA
Messenger RNA from Gymnogyps californianus (California condor), 1110 nucleotides. RefSeq names its product neuronal differentiation 1 (gene NEUROD1). Gene Ontology annotation, molecular function: protein dimerization activity. Gene Ontology annotation, biological process: regulation of DNA-templated transcription; nervous system development. The record is from RefSeq and is a predicted model, not a curated record. NCBI's taxonomy places the organism in Eukaryota, Metazoa, Chordata, Aves, Accipitriformes, Cathartidae. The transcript has a single exon. The coding region runs from base 7 to 1110 and encodes 367 amino acids.